Molecule: messenger RNA, 747 nt
Organism: Lymnaea stagnalis (great pond snail)
Lineage: Eukaryota; Metazoa; Mollusca; Gastropoda; Lymnaeidae
Source: the annotation of a GenBank genome assembly
GGAAAAUGUCAGCUGAAACGAGCCCCGACAGUUGUACAAAUAGACGGGAGCGAGAGCGCUCUCCAGCAGAUGGGAGCCCCGACAGUUUGUCGAGCGACACUCUUGGAUCGCCGCGGUCAGACCAGCGUGAAGGGGUGGACCACCAGAACAGGGCUUCUGAAUUUGGUGUAGUCGGUGAGUAUCUGCCAGAUGACCUACACUACAGCACCAGUCACUCUGACGUCACGGCUGACAGCCCUAAAAACGAGGACCACUCACACCCGCCUGGGGACUAUAACACCUCGGAUGUGUUAUCGAUCCUCCCAAUAGAAAUGCCGUCUUUUUCCUGCUUACCAAGUGAGAGGCAGACUGGCACGGACAAAGUGGUUUCAGCUGAUGUCACUUCUCAUAGCAUGAAGGCGGGAGAGGGUGUUACUUCCAACACUUUGUUUCAAAUGGAAGGCGGUGACCAAAACAUCCCAUUGCCUCGUAACGACCACACGCUUAAACAGUUCCGUCCAAACACGUUACACCUUUCCAGGUCCGUGUCUCGUACUGAUGCGACCAACUGGAUGGCCACCAACCCACGGUGCCUGAGGCGCACUGCCCUCUUAUUCAACAAUGCUCCGAUGAAGGUGGACGUUCGCCCGUACAGCAGUCCCGGUGAAUACCAGGCAGCCGGAGGUUAUGGCGUCCAGCUUCCCAACCGACCGUGGACUUGUGUCUACAACCACCAGGGGGCUCCGGCCACCGCGGCUGAAAUCGAAC